This is a messenger RNA of Drosophila ananassae, 678 nucleotides long. RefSeq names its product cuticle protein 10.6. Bases 87 to 476 code for a protein of 129 amino acids. The record is from RefSeq and is a predicted model, not a curated record. The transcript is spliced from 2 exons. NCBI's taxonomy places the organism in Eukaryota, Metazoa, Arthropoda, Insecta, Diptera, Drosophilidae.
AUAAAUAACACGGCAACUUGAGACGUCUAAGCAUAACACAUUCAGCUCUUCAGUCAAGAAGUCGAAGCAUUCCAAAAACCAGCAAAAUGUUCAAACUGAUUGCCCUCAUCUCUGCCCUGUGCGCCGUGGCUAAUGCCGGAGUGAUCGCCCCCUACAGCCAUGGCUACGGAUUGGGUUACGGCGCCGCCCUGGCUCCGGCCUACGCCGCUCCCGCCGUGAUCUCCCACGCCCCGAUCAUCAAGAGCUACGCUGCCCCCAUCGCCGUGGCCCACCCCGUGGCUACCUCCUACGCCAACACCUACAAGGUGGCCACCAAGGCCAUCCCUGUGGUACACGCCGCCCCUCUGGUCCAUGCUGCUCCUCUGGUCCAUGCUGCCCCUGCUCUGCACACCACCUCCACCUACCACGGCUCGUACGGCGGAUACGGCAGCUACGGCCUGGGCUACGCCGGCUACGGACACGGAUACCUGCACUAAGGACCUGGCCAGCGCCAUCUGACCAGCCCCAAUGACGACCAGGACGACCCAAACCCACAUCCGAUGGAUAAUUCGUACUUUGCUGCGGUCAAAGUGCGGAAUUUGCAUUUCGUAGUCAGAGGCAAUCGCAAAGGCCCAUGGGCCUUGAAUUGUGUACAAAUUUCAAAAGUAUCCCCCAGUAACAUCCCGUAAACCCAAACUA